UGUCAAAAAAAAAUUUGGUCUCCGGAGCACUACGGAUUUCAGAUUUACCUCUAUUUGUACGAAACGGCUACACAAAUAGCAAAACGCGGCUGAGGACACACUAUCCUUGAUCACGAAGGCAUUUUCUGUCCGCGGCCCCCGAGUCAACCCAGUGUCAACUCGCUUGCAUCUCAUCAUAAUCCCGGCACUGGUGGAAUUGAAUCGCGCAAGAGAUGAGUGACGUGUUUGAAGGUUACGAGAGGCAGUACUGUGAGCUGUCCGUCAAUUUGUCUAAGAAAUGCAAUUCUGCUUCAUUUCUUCCCGCUGGAGAUCCAAAGAAGCAACAUAUAUCUGAGCUCACAGUGGGGUUGGACGAAGCGGAUGGUCUGAUUCGUAAAAUGGACCUUGAAGCAAGAAGUUUGCAACCAAGUUUAAAAGCUGCUCUUCUUGCUAAGCUAAGGGAAUAUAAAUCUGACCUCAAUAAGUUGAAAAGGGAAGUGAAAAAGCUAUCAUCUAGCGGUUUCGAUCAAACAGCGCAUGAAGUAUUACUGGAGUCUGAUGUCACAGAUGUACAUGCAGCUUCUUCAAAUCAAAGGGAGCGGUUGGCAAUGUCUACUGAGAGGCUAAAUCAGUCCAGUGGGAGAAUCAUGGAAAGCCGGAGGCUGGCUUUAGAGACUGAGGAGCUUGGUGUCUCAAUUCUUGAAGACCUACACCAGCAGCGUGAAACACUAUUACAUUCCCACAACAAGCUUCAUGGUGUGGAUGAGGUGAUUGACAAGAGCAAGAAGCUCUUGACUUCCAUGUCCAGGCGCAUAAGUCGCAACAAGAUGAUUAUUGGAGCUGUGAUUGCUGCCCUUGUAGUCGCC
Cuscuta europaea is the source of this 845-nucleotide messenger RNA. NCBI's taxonomy places the organism in Eukaryota, Viridiplantae, Streptophyta, Magnoliopsida, Solanales, Convolvulaceae. The record is from the annotation of a GenBank genome assembly.